AUGAGCGGUCUCGCGACUCCGGAUCACAGCGACGUCAUGCUCUCGACCGUUCUCGCUUAUGUUUACGACGCAAACGGUUGUCGCAGAGCAUGCCGUGUCUUAUUAGAUUCGGGCUCUCAGAUUAACUUUAUCUCGCGGCACCUCGCAGACCCUCUCGAUAUCAAAACACGUUCCUCGGACAUUUCAAUUUCGGGAAUAAACAAUGUUACCACGCGAGCCUUCCAAGCGGCUGAAAUACGGCUGCACUCGCGCACGAAUUCUUUCAGCAUUCUAGUCGAUUGCAUUGUUACCGAACAUGUAACCGGCAAACUUCCGGCUUUCACGCUUAAAAGAAAUGCCUUCGAAAUACCGGCUAAUCUCGAAUUAGCCGAUCCGCAGUUCCACGUCUCGUCUGAGAUAGACGUUUUAAUCGGCGCGGAACAUUUUUGGAGCUUGCUCUGUAUCGGUCAAAUCAAGGCAACGCCCUCACAUCCUACCUUACAGAAGACACGCUUCGGGUGGAUAUUGGCGGGUCGAUUGCACACUGCACCGAAAGCAGCUUCACAUGUGCACUCUCUUCAUGCUUCAAUAAGCAACAAGCAGUUGCACGAGCAAUUAUCUCGUUUUUGGGACGUAGAGAACAUCUCGGCGGUUUCCAAUCAUUAUACCUCAGAGGAAGCUCACUGUGAGCGACAUUUUUUAGAAAACAUGACUCGAACCGAUCAAGACAAAUUCAUUGUCAAACUUCCCUUUAAAGAGUCCGAGCCUGACGCUUUCGUUAACUCUAGGGAGAUCGCCUUAAAACGCCUCGGUGGCAUUGAAAGGCGUCUUAGCCGCGACUCGGAAUUAAAAACGCGAUAUUCGCAAUUCAUAAAUGAAUACAAUACACUAGGUCAUAUGAAAUUAAUUUCCGACCCCCCCGAGGAUCCAAAGUCCUUCUACUUACCGCAUCAUUGCAUCGUUAAGGCACUCGCCGCCAAUAAAUUUCGCGUUGUCUUCGACGCCUCCGCCAAGGACGCGGCUGGCAUAUCAUUGAACGACACGCUUAUGGUCGGUCCUACCGUACAGCAAGAUCUAUUUACUAUACUGUUGCGAUUUCGUACACAUCGUUUCGCAUUUUCGGCCGAUAUCGUUAAAAUGUAUCGCCAAAUUCUAGUGCAUCCGUCACAAACACGCUAUCAGCGCAUUCUUUGGCGAGAUGAUUUCACUUCUACAGUGGCAACAUACGAGCUUUCCACCGUAACAUACGGUAGGUACGGUAGGUGCAAUCCCCAAUAA
Molecule: messenger RNA, 1257 nt
Organism: Cyphomyrmex costatus
Lineage: Eukaryota; Metazoa; Arthropoda; Insecta; Hymenoptera; Formicidae
Exons: 1
Coding region: 1-1257 (418 amino acids)
Source: RefSeq, a predicted model, not a curated record